This is a messenger RNA of Thlaspi arvense, 1563 nucleotides long. The record is from the annotation of a GenBank genome assembly. Lineage: Eukaryota; Viridiplantae; Streptophyta; Magnoliopsida; Brassicales; Brassicaceae.
CAAAUCUUCAGUUUUUUCCUAUUUAACAUUAAAAAUGUUGGUGUGACACUGUGACAUUGUUAACAAUAAUCACUGAUUAUCCCUAAGUUUUUUCAUCUACGAAUAAAAAUUGCGAUUCCAGCCUAAUAAUAAUAUUUUCCCACGAGUCACGACGCUGUGAUGAUUUCUCCUUUAUAGUCUUUACUUCUUCCUUACUACAGGCACCGAGGAAAACCCUUUAAUCAUUUAGUCACCAAAUCUCCGUUCUGUUUUUUUUUGUUUCCCUCUCUCUGUUUCAGUAUUCGUCUUCUUCUUCAAGGUCACGGCCAAAACCAUUUUUGAGGUUCUUCACGAGAUUCUUUCUAGGGUUAAAGCAGCAUUUGCAUAAAUACAAGGUGUUUUGGUGACAAGUGACAAAAGGCUGAGAUGGGCUCUGGGAAUUUGUUCAAGGCAAUAAUCGGAUCGAAGAGAGGGAAACAAAGGAGCAGCAAGAGCGAGAAGGGACUUUCCACUCCUGUAAAAUCAAAAGCUUCCAAGAAAAACACUACUCUGGUUAUUCGUAGCGAGGAUUGGGCUGCAACUCGAAUUCAGUCUGCGUUUAAAGCCUAUAAGGCUAGAAAAAUCUUGCGGCGUCUAAAAGGAACUGCAAGAGCAAAGUUGUUAUCCGAGAAACCUUCCGUGGAGAAGCAAGCGGUGAUUACAUUGAGGUAUCUUCACUCAUGGAGUAAAAUACAGUCGCAGAUAAAGGCUCGCCGAGUUUGCAUGGUCACAGAAAGCCGGCUGAUGCAUAAAAGAUUAGAGAAUCAGCAAAAGCUUGAGGCUAAGCUUCACGAUGUUGAGGUUGAAUGGAAUGGUGGAUCAGAGACAAAAGAUGAGAUCUUGGGGAGGAUACAUCGAAGGGAAGAAGCGACGAUCAAGCGAGAAAGAGCUUUGGCUUAUGCUUUCUCUCAUCAGUGGAAAGCUGAUGGUAAGACUCAAUGGCUGGGGAGUUAUGAGCUGGGGAAUACUAAUUGGGGAUGGAGCUGGAAAGAGCGUUGGAUAGCUGCUCGGCCUUGGGAAGUAAGAUACUCUUUGACUCCUAAAAAACCAAAGAGCUCAAAGACAGUUUGUAGCAAGAGUGAGACUAAAUCAAACUCACCGGCAAAGAGAGUAGCGUCAUUAUCAUCAGUUUCAUGCAAAGCUCCGUCUCCUGGAGCUAGAAACGCAGUGAAACCAAGGAGAUUGUCAUUUCCCGGCGCGUGAUGAAGUGAAGUUAAAUUUGGUGUGCGUAUAAGAUACACACGUACAUUAUCCUUACAAAGAGGAAUGAGACUUGUUAAGAUUAAAAAGGGUGUAUUUAUUUUGGUCUCUGUUUUGUCUCUGCUGUGAUGUAAAUAUAUUUGUUAUGUAGGCGACGAUGGGUGUGAAUGUGAUUCUAAGUUUGUUUUGAAAUACAUGCAAUUGUUUGUCUCUGUCUCCAUAGCAAUCCCAAGGAUUAGGCAAUUCCAACGCUUUACAAUUACAAUUGAAGUUGUAAGUUGUAACUAUUGUCUCUGUUUCCAUAGUAAUAAUCCCAAGCAGUGGAUCUUCAAAAUUUGUAUGUAU